Messenger RNA from Lepisosteus oculatus (spotted gar), 10677 nucleotides. RefSeq names its product PHD finger protein 19 (gene phf19). Gene Ontology annotation, cellular component: nucleus. Gene Ontology annotation, biological process: regulation of DNA-templated transcription; chromatin organization. NCBI's taxonomy places the organism in Eukaryota, Metazoa, Chordata, Actinopteri, Semionotiformes, Lepisosteidae. The record is from RefSeq and is a predicted model, not a curated record. Gene Ontology annotation, molecular function: DNA binding; chromatin binding.
CUUGCACAAUCUGAAACCUUAGAUAUAGCUGCUUCACCCCAGCAUCCCGCUAUAAAGUAUACUACAUCUAAUGGGAGACACAAAACGAGUUUAAAGAAAUUCUGUUUUGUAUUUUCUGCACUCCGGAGGCCUAUUAAAUCGCGAUAGGAUUUCUGGGGGCUCAUGGAGAGCGGCAUGCUGGAGCCCUACAGGGGUAUCUAUAGCACCAAGAGCCAUGAACAGUUGGAGCCCAAGAGAUCCCCUCAGAAGCAAGGAAAAAACUGCACGGACAUGGAGAGCAGUGUGACGGAAGGGCAGUAUGUGUUGUGCCGGUGGUCAGACGGGCUGUAUUACCUAGGAAAGAUUCAGAGAGUAAGCACUUCCAAGCAGAGCUGCUUUGUCACCUUUGAGGAUAACUCCAAAUUCUGGGUUUUAUUUAAGGACAUUCAGCAUGCUGGGGUUCCGGGGGAGGAGCCCAAGUGUAGUGUGUGCUCUGGACUGGCUCUGGUGUCAGACAAUGAAAUCCUCAUAUGUGGCAAAUGUGGAAUAGGUUAUCACCAACAGUGUCAUCUUCCCCAGGUGGAAAGCACUUUGGAUGUGUCACCCUGGUUUUGCAGGAGGUGCAUUUUUGCAUUAGCGGUGAGGAAAGGUGGGGCAUUGAAGAAAGGCCCCAUUGCGAAAGCACUGCAGGCAAUGAAACAAGUGCUGACGUACAACCCAGAUGAGCUGGAGUGGGACUCCCUCCACAGAACCAACCAACAGCAAUGUUACUGCUACUGUGGGGGGCCUGGCGAAUGGUACCUUAAGAUGCUGCAAUGCUUCAGGUGUCGUCAGUGGUUUCAUGAAGCCUGCGUGCAGUGCCUGCAUGAGUCCAUGAUGUUUGGAGACAGAUUCUAUUUGUUUAUCUGUGCUGUGUGCAAUAAGGGAGUGGAGUAUAUCAAACGCUUAGCCCUAAGAUGGGUCGAUGUGGUUCAUCUUGCUCUGUACAAUCUGGGAGUGCAAAGUAAAAAGAAGUACUUUGAGCUGGAGGAGAUUCUCCACUUUGUUAGUAACAACUGGGAUCACUUCCAGCUUGGAAAGCUCACCAACACUCCUGUUACAGAAAGAAGCCAGUAUGUGCUGGAUGCUCUCAAUAACUAUAAAAGCAAGUUUCUUUGUGGAAAGGAAAUUAAAAAGAGGAAAUGCAUCUUCCGUCUGAGAACGCGUGUCCCUCCUAGUCCUCCCUCCAAGCUGUUCCCAGAGAGAGCACAGAACUCGGAGGGCAGGGAAGGAAGGAAGAGAGGGAGGGGCAGGAACAGCUCAUUGCCCCCAGAAUUUCAGCCCCAGAAAAGGAUGAAAAAGAAGAGGUCUAAGUGGUUGCUGGAGGAUGCUAUCCCAAACAAUGACCUAACAUCCACCUGGAGAACAAACCACCAUAUGGCCAGUAUAUUUGACUUCACUUUGGAUGAACUACAGAGUUUGAAAAGUACGAGUUCGGGACAGACCUUCAGCCUGGACCUGGACUCAACAGAUGCUGCAAGCACAUCUGGAUCAGCUACCACAAGCAUAUCCUAUGAGUGCCGAAAAAACGUGGGCAGCAGGAAGAGGAAGCUGCGGACCUCCAACUACGCCCUGUUGCCAUCCCGGAGGCCGGCGACGGAGAGCUACAGCAGCCCGAGCGCCUUCGACGCUGCCGAGUCGCCCGAGCCCCUGGACAACGGCAUCGACAGCCACACCUUCGAGAGCAUCAGCGAGGACGACUCCUCGCUCUCCCACCUCAAGUCCUCCAUCACCAGCUACUUCGGGGCAGCAGGGCGCUUGACCUGUGGGGAGAAGUACCAGGUGCUGGCACGCAGGGUCACCCCAGAGGGCAAGGUUCAGUAUCUGGUGGAGUGGGAGGGCACCACACCUUACUGAUGUGGGCGAGGCAGGGGCAGGUCAGGGGCAAAGGGAAUAUAUCUGCUGCCUCUUACCACUUAUUUGUCUAUCUGUCCUGUCAUGGAGCUGUCUAGAGCAAGAGUUCUCUGCUCCAGCCCUGGGAGGUUGCAGGGUCUCCUGGCUUGCCCUCCACCAGAGUUAAUUAGCCUAACUAAUUACUUUCAUUAUCUGACCUGGUCUCAUGCUAUCAGUAACUGAAGGAGACCAGCAGGGGCUCCCGAACUGCAGCCCUUAAGCAUAAGAACUGAGGACUCCCAGUUUAGAGAUCGACCCAGAGGUGGUUCUUACAGAAAGAGGCUGCAGCACUCUGGGCAGGCCAAGGCCACAGCGUUGCGUUGCUUCACUUGGCUUUGCAUCCUCACACAUUUACCUUUCUCCAGUUGUUGAAGUGCCUCUUGACAGACACGUGUGGUCUUGGCUAAAAGUGUUCAACCUCAGUGUGAUGUGUCUGUCAGGUUAUCUCUCACCGGCUCCAGCAGUACCUCUGAGCUCUAUUUUGACAUCCUGAAAUACUGAUGAAACCUUUCUUGUCAGAUGCUCUGGACUGGAGGGAAGAUACAUUUCCAACUCUGUUAAGGUUUCCCACUAUCUUUUCUUUCAGUUUUAAUGUAAACAUCCUAAUACUUAUGAAAUUUCUUCCUCCUCCAUUAAUGUUACUGUUCCAGUUCCUCUCACAAUGCAGAUUUGUGUUUGUUGUGCUAGAGCAGGAAGCAGAGUGAAGGGAUGCAAUGCUAUGCACUUGUGUGCCCCAGGCCUAAGUUUCCCCUGUCGAAACCGCUGUCCUUAAAGUUGAAAGUGUAUUAUGCUAGAAAUCCAUAUGCUGUGUGUAUUGUACAAAGACAGCACAAUAUUUAGAUUGAUAUUGGUAAAAUAUUUUUGUGAUAUAAGGCUUAUACAGGUAGGGGAGCAGAGGUUGGUUUAGGGGUGCUGGAUAUUCACACGUCAAAAAAGGGUUUGAUUACUACAGUUGACUCCCCAUCACCCUUGUAUUGCUAAUAUACAUACCCUGUCAAACUGGGUAAGAGAUAAAGUGUCUUGCUUCAAAGAAGCCUUGGAAAAGAACGUUUGCACUGAUUUUGCAAAACAUUUGUCACAUAAUGUGCUCAUAUUUGAAAUUGGAAUUCGGUGUCUAAAAACAUCAAUAAAGCAACAAUAGAAGUAAAAGAGAGCUAGCUAGCUUGUGUAUUAAACUAACUGUAGAUUGAUUGUGCAUGAAAAUCUAAAUUUGCAAACAUUUGUCGAUAACUGUGCUUACUGUGUAUUGUGCGUUUGCCCCUUUGUGACAAAUGGGACAGAGAGGACCUUUGUUAUUUACAGAUUUCAGUUUCUUCUCUUGUCCUGCUUUCAUGAAGACUUCUUGUGAGCCAUUUUUCCACAAUUUCUCCUGGAAGUAGCUGGACUGUCUGAACUGGACAGAAUAUGCGAACCAGAAAAGUCACCCUGAGGUUUAGCUAGAGAAGGUUUCCACUGUGGCUCAGCAAGACCUCUUCCAAUAAAUCUCAUACCCGAAAGCCAAAGUAUUUUCCCCCUUUUGAUGGCAGCUUUAUUACAGAAAACAGAAUUUUGUAAGAACAACAAAUUUCAAGCAUUAAAUGUUUCACUGAUAGUUUUCCUAUUUAAAUGGGCUAAGGAGCAGAAUGUAUUGUAGCAAGAUAAUGUAUGUUGCUUCUCAGUGUCAGGACAGAAAGAAUGUGAUAAAGCAUAUUUUAAAAGAGCAACCAAAUCAUAAAUGCUGGAAUGACAAUGAAAUAAAAAAUAGAAUUAUGUUAAGUAGAACUUUCAGUGCUUACAGUUUAGACUAUGGUUAAUCCAUACUUUGAUAUCAAUAGAAACUAACCAUCCAAAUGUAAAAAAUAUUCAUUUUAUACAUACCGAAUGGUUUAUAGAACACAGUUGGCAGAAAAUUAUUCGAUUGUGUGUCUGUGUGAAUUUGCUGCUUUGUAGCAAACCAGUGUUAUAAUGUGCCAUUCAACAUAAAUUCUCUGCGUUGUGUAAUAAACGCAGUAUAAUGAGAUUUUUUUAAUGUAUCUUGCAAUCAAACUAUACAAAAUAUCCUGUGAAUUGAACAGAUUUAUUAUUCGGAAUUGCCAUUCCGUCUUGGAGUUGUUAUGAAUAUAAAUUUAAAUCAGUAUAAGCAACAGCAAAAGAGAACCUUAAAAAUAGCCAAUUGUAUUAAAUAAAUAGGCAACAUAAGCUGCUGAUUUAGAAUUGUGAUAGAGAAAAUACGUAACUAUCUUUUAAAAUACUGUGUAUUGUAUUAUGCUGUUCAUCAAACAUGUUCUUCUAAUUAAUUUCUAAAUUUAUGCCGUAUGCAAUAGAAAUGCAUUUAAAUAUUAAAGUGCUUCUAUAGCACUACUAUUGUACAGGAGGUUGACUGAAGUUUGGAGGGAGUUAAUAGUUACAGCUGUUUCAUGACAGUUGGUGAUGCAGUUUAUGAUUGUUCUCUGUGCUGUUUUAUAGCCCUGUGAACUCUUUUCAUAGAUCAUUGACCCUGCUAAGAGAUUUUUAAAAACUUAUGCAUCACUUUUUGUGUUUUGCUCAAUUGCUUAGAUUUCAAAUGUUUUCAAUAACCCCAGUAUAUGAUUUUUUCUAGAAAAAGUGUAGCUUUGCUGGAGUUUGACAGUAACAGGAAGAGGUUUAUAAACUUCUUGCUGGUAAAAAUAAAGCCAGAAACAUUCACUUUGGGUGUUUAAAAGAUAAUUUAAAGGCCAAAAUAAAGGAUAAUGGAAAUACCUAUGCAAAAUGUAUUUCUUUGCAUGUUUACUUGUCACAGGUAAUGAUGUGAUUUGAUUUGAUGUAUAAUUAACAUUAUAUUAACAUAAUUAAAAUAUAAAUUCAAAAGUGUUUCAGUGAACAGUAAACCUAUGAAAUCUUUAACUCCCAGUAAAAGGUUUAAAAAUACUAUUUCUGAGAGAAAAAUGUUACUUUUCUUCUAAAGGAAAAAAAGCCACAGCAGUAUUUACAGAAAGUAAUUGACAGUUAGCUGUACAGGAUUUUCCCUCACUUUGCUUGUAAACUGAAUCUCUCCCAAAUACACUUCACUUCCACCUCCACCUUUGGAAAAUUUUGUUUGCAAGACAGUUUUAAAAUAAAGAGCUGAAGAUUGACUUGAACUAUUAACAGUACUGUGCAGUUACUGGAUACAGAACCUGCGGCAGUCACGAAGUAAAUACCUGUAUCUCACAUCACAGCGGAGGGAAAGGAUGUUUUUUUAGAUUUUUUUGGCUGUUAAGCGAUCAAACCCUUGAAAAGAGCACCCUUUACAGGGCCCUGAAUAAGUAACGUGUUACACUGCGUUUAAAUAACACUGUUCUUUCCUCCUUUCUACAGUGGUGAGGUCAUCUGUUUGCACACUGUCCAACUUGUAAAAAGUUGAAGUAAUAACAUUUUUGAUUGUGCACAGCUGCCGACAGUGCCAACCUAUUUAUCCCAAGUCUUUGCCUUGAAGUGCAACAAUUUUUUCAUUUUUUCUUAGUGCUUUUUUUCCCUUAUUCUAGGUAAGAAUCAAGAAUGACUGCUGCACCACUAUUAUAAGCAUAUACAUAUUUUAUUUUGCUGGAAGUUAGGCAUAAAUUUGCUUUUCCCUGAAAAUGCACCUUAAUUUUAGUGUCCUCCUCAUGAUAGUAUUCACCACAGUCUACAUUCCAGUAUUGUACACUAAUGUUAUUUUUUUCCUUUCUGAACUGCUCACAAAUAAAACUGUGCAACACUUAUUUCUGUUAACACUUAACACAAGAAAAAAAUGCAAACUUCUUCAGUUUUCAUUUCAUUUUAUGCUGUUUUUUUCUAUUCUGUAUUGAUGAUACUCUUUGCUAGGCCUUUGCCUUUGCCUUAGAUUUUGUUCUCCUGUAAGUAGUUUAAUUACCUUGAGGAAAAGGGGCAGCUAGUAAAUGAUGCAGUUACUGUGUAAUAAGGUGUGCAAAAUGGUUCUGAAGAUGUGGCCCUUUUCAUUUUUCAAAACUGAGUGACUCAUUCAAAGUGGAAAUCAUUCAUGGAAUUAGAUUUACAUUAAAAUCGGCAGAGUUCAUGAGGGGCUUAGGAGCAGUAGACUAUGUUUUUUAUUAUGUGACAUGUUUUGUUCUGUAGAUUGUAGCUAGCUAGUUCAAACUACUGUCAUUGCAUUUAAAAAAGAAUGUUUCAUCUGAUGAGGAAAGAAAAUUGACUGAGAUUGUUGUCUGUCUUUCAGCCAUUUGUCUUUUGUUACUCAUGUUCUUUUUUUCUCCAGUACUGUGUUAGUGCAUUCUUACACUUGCAGACAAGUCAGGUCCUAAAAAUUGCAGAAGGCCUGUACUCUUAAAACUGUAGUUCUGUCGGCUGGAAACCAAAGUCAAUAAGGAAUCAAGGACUUUUUAUUACCAAAAUGUUAAACGUGUAUAUAACAGGUGGUUCUUACUUCAGUGUUAUUUCUUCCCUCAAAAUAAUAAGCAUGAUUGUUUUGUAGUACAACAACCCCAUAACAUGAUCCAAAUAUCAGUUAAUACAGUACACAGUAUUUUCUGAAAGAAUUAGUACUGCAAGUAAAACUGUAUUUAUGAGUUCAUUCAGUCAAAUUUACAGGCAGGCAGUCAUCUUAACCCUGAAUUAUUUUCUUUAUUCAUUAAUUAUAACAGCUGGGGUACAUCUUAAUCUUAACAUUUUUUGCUGUUUGUUUUGAACAGUGUUUGAACACUGCAGUGAAAUACUCCCCCUCUCCCCUUUCCAAAGUGUCCAUUUUUUUAUUUCAUCUAUUUUUUUCUGACUUGCAGCAUGUAUGUUUCAUAUUGCCCCGAUUGAAUAUGGGGACAGAUUUCAGAAGAAACCUUAACAGGUGGCAGUGUACACUUCCAUCACUAGUUGUUACGUUGCAGCACCUAAGGCACAGAUUUGAAACUGCUAAUCUUAAAUAAGUGCCCAAUUUGGUAAGCCAAACGGCCACCUCAGGUUUGCGUUUUUUAUUCUAUAGGAAGUGUAGGUGACAAUUAGUGUUCAUGGUUGGAAACAAUAUUCCUCUUAUAUGCCCCAUAACUCUUAGUGUGUGCUCAGUAAUAUAGUAAAUCACCUUUUGAAAACGCUAGGCUCUGUGAUAGUACUGCUUUUAAGUUCCUAAGCUCUUUUAGACUGCAGUGUUGAAAGCAAACACUGAGCUUCCUGCAUUCUUUAAAUGGGACAUUAUUUGCACGGUAAAAUAUCCAUCCACCCUGGGUUAAUUAUUUGUUAGAUGUAGGCUCCUAUAAUCAUUGUUUCUGCACUAUUAAAACUUAUUGAUAGACGUAUUAAUCUGGUAGGUAACAUGCUUUUCUGCCUUUAACGUUUUGCUGUGUUGCACUAUUUACAAUUUUCUCCUCUAUGCAAAAUGUAAUGCUUAAAGUAAAUGGAUGGUACCAUUUUGACCAAAGUAAGCAGUACAAAUUGAAAGUAUAUGAAAAUCAGCGACCAAAAUGUUCCUGUUGUAUAGAAUUACAAAUUUGUUAAGACUACAAGUCAUAAAACAGUAUUUUAUUUGUAUGUGUUUUCUAUGUUCAGUUAUCUGUAUUAGUGUUUUUUUAUUCUAAAACAAUAUUAUUGUUUAACAGAUGAUAGUGGUCUAUAUUUUGAUUUGUUUCAUCCCAAAAAUGAGACAACAGGACAGUAUAAAUUUUAAUACAGAAAAAUUACACAUUUCCUAUUACCCUUUCAGGCACUUAAUUUCCAUAACAUUUCAUGUGUAUAUUGCUGAAAAAUAUAUUAAAAGUUAGUUCUCAAAAAUAAAUCACAAUGGCAUGUAUUUGAAAUGUUGGUCGUACUGGUUUUGGACUUCAUCGAUACUGUAAAAAAGCAGAAUGUGCCAAAACAUUUGAAAUAUCUCACUACCAAUUACAGUCAAUUCCAUUUAACAGUGGAAUCCACAAUUACAGGGUCUCCAGUGCACAUUGCAUUUACUCUACUUGUGAAUUUUGCGUCUUCGGUCAUAUUUGUGACUCCAACAGUAUAGAUUCGUUUUCACCUGAGGAAUUGCUAUACUAUUGCUAAUUUGGUAGCAAUGCAGAGCUGUAUGCAAAAUAACCUUAAUAGAUCCAUCACUAUUUAUUAGGAAUUGUGAAAGAAAUUUGGACUGUGUGCCAACUCAUAAUGUGAAAUGACAUCUUGUCUCAUGAAUUGAAUCCUAAAGAUUAAUACAGCCCCUGAGAGUUACAAGUAGUAAGGUUUGCGGUCUUUUGUAUGGUGCGUGUCAGUUUUAUAUCACGAUAUAAAUAUAUAUCAAAAUGUAUUAGGAUUAAUAAUGAAGGAGUAGUAAUGAUCGUUUUACUGUUCUGAAUAUACAAUGCCCUUGCAGUAUAAAAUGAGCAAGCCUGAAAAUAAUGGACAGGCUAAUUUCACAUCCUGUGCAGCAUGUAAAUGGUUUAAACUGAGAUUUCUCUGACUUGAAUGCUACAUACAGUACAAAUAGCAGAGUAGGAGAGGUAUUGUUCAAGAUGCAUACCUGUACCAUCCAGUUUACAACAAUGGCAUUACAUGUACCAAGUAUCGCCCCAGACUCCUAUCAAGAGUUACUGUACACCAUGUUACAUUCCGCCGUUACUGUACAGCCCUUUCUGACAGAUGGUGCAGAAACACAGAUUAAAAUUAAUUGACUCUGACAUAAGCUUGGCUAUGAAUGGCAGUUAGCUACAAGAAAGUCAUUCUUGACUGUUUUAUACGUAAGUUAGGGAUUUCCUAAGUUUAAUGAUGGUACUUCUUUGAUGAAUCCCAAUUUCAGCAGUUCAGCUCCAGCCCACAUAGGAAUGUAGAGGCAGAGAGAUGACAAGUUCCAACCCUGAUACUUGCGGAGGACUGUCGGGCAGGGUGGUGUCAGUGUCCUGAUGUGGGUUUCCAUUUGGUAUGAUGGAGAAAUGAAAUUGUGAAGUCUCAGGCCCAAGAAAAAGGUGCCACGGCCAAGAUGACAACUAUGUGGAAGAGUAAACCAGACAUUUAUCUCUUCCCCUCUACACAUUAUCCAAAGCACUUGGUUAAUAAGGCAGCCGCAUACUUGUACAAACAUGGAUUGUAAAUCCAGUGUAUAUUUACUUUCGGUGAAAUAAAAAAAAUGUACUGUGAAUGGUGCUCAUUUUAUUCUGCCAGAGCAUAGUAGUAGCCUGGCCAGAACCGUUUUGUCCAAUACAACCUGAGUCCAGGAACGAUAGGAAGUGCCAUGUGGUGUGUUUACCAGGAGAGGGCAGCAAUAUCCUGGGAACAAUUAACAUUGUUUCAUACAAAUUAAAAUGCUGUAAUUUUAUGAUAUUUUAACUUACAGGUUAAAGUGCCUUCUAAAUCAACAACAUGAAUCCAACAAUUUACAAAUAAUUUAAAAAACCUAAUACAUACCAUAGAACUGUAUCUAAAUGUCUGAUGUAUGCUAAUCUAACACUGCUUGAAAGCCUGUUCAAUUGCACUUAUUUGCAGAUGUGGUUUAUGCAUAAUCAGGCUCGUAAUUGCAAGGUUUGAAUUAAUGUGGUGAUUUUCCCAAGGAUAGUUGACAGCUCCUGUCUGUUUGAGCAGAAGACAGGUGUUGUUAAAAUAGAGUUGCUUCUUGUGUUUUGCCCUCCUGCUGUGCACCUGCAGAGAGGGCUGAUAAUAACCAUGUUUAAAUUGGUUUUCUGUGUGUACUUGUCCUGCAUCCACAAAUGACAAAAAGCAAUAAAGUAAUACUGAGCUCCACACGAGGCGCUUAUAUACUGUACAUCAUAGGUAACCACCAGGUAAAAAAACUCCAUUGUUCAGGCUUUGAUUGACAUGACAGGCUUUGGGGUGGAUGAACAGGGGUUUUAGAUGGUGGGGAUGUAUAAUGUCUGAAUGCAUUUUGUGUGAGGAUGACAGAGCGACCUUCUGCAAAUGAGUGCUCUUUCAGGGCCAUGUAAGAGCUGUGUGUUUGGCUGAGCCCACCAUGUGACAUACAGUGCAGGAUACCACUGUCACAAUUUCACCAAAUAGAUUCUGCAUUUCGCACAACUUUGAAUGAGUUUAAUUGACUCUCUAACACAGUGGCUAGUGGUGAGCCACUGAAACUCAGAUAGGAGGUCCAGGUCCAGUAGGAUCAUCCAGGGUCUGGAACUACUCAUCAAGAUCAAUUUUGGAACUAUCAGAAUUAUUGAAAGGAACAUCCGAGGUGAAUGCUUAGGAUCAACAGAAGUUUUUAAAGCCUUGAUAUUUUCUGUAAUGUGCUCAUGAGUAUCUCAUUGUGUAAAUUCUAUGUAAAGUUCCUUCAUGCUUUUGUUUAUUAGCACAUUUUAUAAGAGCAUCAUUCAUGUAUGUAUUUUCAAAUGGAAGUUGUGAUUGAACUUGUGACAGUAUCUCUAAACUUCCUCUGCUAAGAAAGAAAUGCAUAUGGUGUUACACGAUGCAAGUGAAAUGUUUAUAGUGGCUGCUGGUAGAAUAAAACUAUGAUUUGCACACUUUCUUGUGUCAAAGGCACGCGCUUUUUAUCUCAUUUAGUGAAAUGUUAUGCUACAUAUUUCAGCAAUGCACUGGAUAUCUUUGAGAUAAACCACUGUAGAAAAGACAUUCAUUUCCUGUUGCUUUUGUAUUGUAUUCUGCUUUGGCUGCAUAGCUAUAUUAUUAUAGAAAACUGAAAUAAAACUAUUACAAACAUCAGUGUUUAUUCUUUACAAGAUAGAUAUUGAGCUUGUAACACAAUUGCUGUAUUUCUGGUGUUGUGUACGAAAUUUAAAAAUAUUUUUGUCGUUAUGUUUCGUAUACAGUUUUCCAUAGGGAUAUUGUAGGAGCAGGAUUGCAAUUUGUGUAUUCUCAUCUGUUAUUUAGGUUGUCAAUAAAACAGCUUGCAAAGCA